UAUUGGGCUCGCUAAUCAACCGUCGUCGUCUCGAUCUUCCGGUUACUCCUCUAGAGCUGAAAGGAAGAAGCAGAGCUCCAAGGCCGCAAAAAUGGAGCAUUUUGGGGGAGGGAACUGGUCGAUGAUCCCCAACAUACAGUCCCACAGUAACCCAGCUACACCCUCCAAUCAGGACCAUCUAUUCCUCCAACAGCAGCAAUUCAAUCAACAACAACAGUUUCAACAACAAUUCAAUCAGCAGCAGCAGCAGCAGCCGCGUUUCCAGCAACAACCGCAGCAGCAGCAACAGCACCAGUCUCUCGCCUCUCACUUUCAGCUCCUCCAUUUGGUGGAGAACUUAGCUGAUGUAACUGAAAAUGGGACAAGGGAUCAGCAAACCGAUGCACUGGUUGGUGAGUUGAACUCACAGUUUGAGAAGUGCCAGCAGCUGUUGAACUCCAUUGCGGGGACGAUUAAAGCCAAAUCAACGCAGACUGUCGAGGGACAAAAGCAGAAGCUGGAGGAAACUGAGAACUUACUGGCUCAAAGAAGGGAGCUUAUUUCACGGUAUAGAAGUUCAGUUGAAGAGCUUAUCAACUCUCAAAUAUAAGUGCUUGUAAUCCUCGUUUUCGUGUAUUUUUGUUGUGUGAUUUCAGGGAGCUUAUUUCACGGUAUAGAAGUUCAGUUGAAGAGCUUAUCAACUCUCAAAUAUAAGUGCUUGUAAUCCUCGUUUUCGUGUAUUUCUCUUGUGGUAGCUUCUUCAGUGAUUAUGAGCUGCAUAUAUUGAGUGCCUGAGAAGUAGUUGAAUGGCAAAUUACUUAUCAUCUUUCUCUUGGCACUCGUAUUGUACUCAUUUGAUUAUAUGUGGCACAGCUUCUUACUUUCAUUUUUUACUCUGCAAGUUACUCUCAAAUUUUUUCCA
This is a messenger RNA of Sesamum indicum (sesame), 901 nucleotides long. RefSeq names its product mediator of RNA polymerase II transcription subunit-like protein (gene MED9). Gene Ontology annotation, molecular function: transcription coregulator activity. NCBI's taxonomy places the organism in Eukaryota, Viridiplantae, Streptophyta, Magnoliopsida, Lamiales, Pedaliaceae. Gene Ontology annotation, biological process: regulation of transcription by RNA polymerase II. Gene Ontology annotation, cellular component: mediator complex. The record is from RefSeq and is a predicted model, not a curated record.